AUGGACGUUUUAAACACCUUAUCCAGAGAACAAGCGAUCAUCAACGACGUUGCCAGCGGAGUGCAGGAUCAGCGUAUCGUUCUGGAUGGUCCUGAUGAUUUCUCCGGGGCCGUCACCACCGACCGUCCUGAUCAUGACUUUCCCGGCGGUAGCGGGCAACGUUUGCCGGGUGAAAGGGUCGAUAGCCUCGCACUCUGGCCCGAUCACAGCGGACAACAGAAGGUUGGAACCGAAAGGGCCGAGAGCAUGGAGUAUAUCCACGAAGUCACACGAGUUGAAAGCUGGCAAGAUCUCCGCAUCGGCAUGGCUCCCUUUAUCGUGAUGUGA
Messenger RNA from Fonsecaea multimorphosa CBS 102226, 327 nucleotides. RefSeq lists its product as uncharacterized. The record is from RefSeq and is a predicted model, not a curated record. The transcript has a single exon. Lineage: Eukaryota; Fungi; Ascomycota; Eurotiomycetes; Chaetothyriales; Herpotrichiellaceae. The coding region runs from base 1 to 327 and encodes 108 amino acids.